Messenger RNA from Mustela erminea (ermine), 1871 nucleotides. RefSeq names its product solute carrier family 18 member A1 (gene SLC18A1). Gene Ontology annotation, biological process: aminergic neurotransmitter loading into synaptic vesicle; transmembrane transport; xenobiotic transport. Gene Ontology annotation, cellular component: synaptic vesicle membrane; terminal bouton. The transcript has 15 exons. Bases 1 to 1575 code for a protein of 524 amino acids. Gene Ontology annotation, molecular function: serotonin:sodium:chloride symporter activity; xenobiotic transmembrane transporter activity. The record is from RefSeq and is a predicted model, not a curated record. Lineage: Eukaryota; Metazoa; Chordata; Mammalia; Carnivora; Mustelidae.
AUGCGCAGGGUGUUUUUGGACACUUCUCAGCAAUUGCUAAAGGAGGGGAGAGAGUCACAGAAGCUGGUACUUGUGGUGGUAUUUGUUGCUCUGCUUCUGGACAACAUGCUGCUUACUGUAGUGGUGCCCAUUAUACCCAACUUCCUGUAUGCCACAGAAUUCAAAGAAAUCAACGCUCCUCUCUACCUUGGUUCCACCACAAUUUCUCAACAUGUCCUUACUUCUCCUACCUUCUCCACCAUCUUCUUCUUUGAUAACAACACUGUGGCUAUCGAAGAAAGUGCACCCAAUGGCACAGCAUGGACAGAUGACAAUACUGACACCAUCCCCCCUCCAGUCACUGGAGCCAUCCCAGCACAACAAAACAACUGCUUGCAAGGCACAGAGUUUCUGGAGGAAGAGAACAUACGGGUUGGGGUUCUGUUUGCUUCAAAGGCUCUGAUGCAACUUCUGGUCAACCCAUUUGUGGGACCUCUCACCAACAGGAUUGGAUAUCACAUCCCCAUGUUUGCUGGCUUUGUUAUCUUGUUUCUCUCCACAGUUAUGUUUGCUUUUUCUGGUACCUAUACCCUACUGUUUGUGGCCCGAACACUUCAAGGCAUUGGAUCUUCAUUUUCAUCUGUUGCAGGUCUUGGGAUGCUGGCAAGUGUCUAUACUGAUGACUAUGAGAGAGGGCGUGCCAUGGGAAUUGCCUUGGGGGGUCUGGCUUUGGGAGUGCUGGUGGGAGCUCCUUUUGGAAGUGUGAUGUAUUCGUUUGUUGGGCAGUCUUCACCCUUCCUCAUAUUGGCCUUCCUGGCACUACUGGAUGGAGCACUCCAGCUGUGUAUCCUACAGCCUUCCAAAUUCUCUCCUGAGAGUGCCAGGGGGACUCCUCUCCUUACACUUCUCAAAGACCCUUAUAUCCUGGUAGCUGCAGGCUCCCUCUGCUUUGCUAACAUGGGAGUGGCCAUGAUGGAGCCCACACUGCCCAUCUGGAUGAUGCAGACCAUGUGCUCACCCGAGUGGCAGUUAGGUCUUGCUUUCUUGCCUGCCAGUGUGUCCUACCUCAUUGGCACCAACCUCUUUGGUGUAUUGGCCAACAAGAUGGGUCGGUGGCUGUGCUCCCUGAUUGGGAUGAUUGUAGUAGGCACCAGCUUGCUUUGUGUUCCUCUGGCUCACAGUAUUUUUGGUCUCAUUGGCCCCAAUGCAGGGCUUGGCUUUUCCAUAGGCAUGGUUGAUUCCUCUGUGAUGCCCAUCAUGGGACACUUGGUGGACCUGCGUCACACCUCGGUGUAUGGGAGUGUCUAUGCCAUAGCUGAUGUGGCUUUCUGUAUGGGAUUUGCCAUAGGCCCAUCCACUGGGGGUGCCAUUGUGCAUGCCAUUGGCUUCCCAUGGCUUAUGGUCAUUAUUGGGGUCAUCAACAUCAUCUAUGCUCCUCUCUGCUACUACCUGAGAAGCCCCCCAGCCAAGGAGGAAAAUCUUGCAAUUCUGAGCCAGGACUGUGCCAUGGAGACUUGGAUAUGUGCAACUCAGAAGCCCACAAGGGAAUUUCCUCUGGGCGAGGACAGCGAUGAGGAGGCUGGCAGUGAAGAGUAGUAGGAGAAGGUGGUCUCUGAACCUUGUCACAUGCGGAUACAUCAGCCUUGGACUUCAGUGACCAAGGUGACCACCUCCUUUUCUGAUCACCAGAUCACCAUGGGCUGCUCAAUAGACUUCAUUUCUCUUUCCCCUUGGUAUCUCCUUUUCUCCCCUCCCUAUGGGUACAAUUUCUUGGUUCUCUUCUUACCUGUGUAACCCAUAGUUCUUCCUCUAAGCUUUGUGGCUUCAGGUGCCCAAUUUUUAUGGGAGAACAUAGUGACGCUUUUUCCUAGGCUAUUGUGAGGCUGAUUAAA